UAUAACUCCUUCAUUCCAACGUUUUCCCUCUCACAUUAUCCCAUGUGCCACAACCCCCUCUAACCAAUCAUCAUCAUCAUCAUCAUCAUUCUCAUUCUCAUCAAAAAAUCAUUCAACAUUAACCUCUAAACACCACCACCUUCAAACACAUUCAUCAUCUUCUCUUUAAUUUCAAUUCUUCUUCACAUUCAACAAAAUUAUCUUUUCACCUUCUACUAUAUUUGGUAAACACAACCGCCUUCAAACUCAUUUUACCAUCAUAACAAGCCAAAAAUAAAACUUCUUUUUUUCUUUCUUCCUUCAUUUUUUUUAAGUUUUGGAAGAAGAAAUACCAAAAGGGUGAUUGAAUCCGUAAGAAAAAAAUGGCUACCGAAGCGUUUGUGUUAAAAGGAAGCGCCUUGUUGUUAUCGAUAAGAGCGUUGAAGAGUUUUUUCAUGUUGGUAUCGGCUAUUGUAAUGCUACUUUUUUUACCAUUUAGAGGAAGAAGAAGGGUAUCACCUGUUGAAAAAGAGGACAAGAAUCAGAAUCAUGACUGUUGUCAUCAUCACCGGAAAGGCGCAGUGGUUCGUGUUCCGGCAAAGAUUGUGCCGUGGAAGAGUGGUGCUGGUGUGGUUGCAGUUAAGGUGUUUGAUUAUUUGAUGAGAAGGGAAAUGGCUAUAAAAAGACUUUUGGAGGAUGGUGAUGAGAAAUGUAUGAGGGAAUAUUGGCUUUUUAGAACCAAAAGGGGUGAUACUAUUUUCACACAAUGUUGGACCCCUGUUUCUGUUAGGAUUAGGGGACUUGUUAUUCUUAUGCAUGGUCUUAAUGAACACAGUGGUAGAUAUAGUAAUUAUGCAAAGAAGCUGAACGCUAAUGGCUACAAAGUUUAUGGGAUGGAUUGGAUUGGUCAUGGUGGAAGUGAUGGACUGCAUGGUUAUGUACAUUCUCUUGAUGAUGCAGUGUCUGAUUUGAAAGUAUUUAUCGAGAAGGUUAAAACUGAAAAUCCUGGCCUUCCAUGUUUCUGCUAUGGACACUCAACAGGUGCAGCAAUUACUCUUAAGGCACUUCUUGAUCCAAAGGUUGAAGCUUGCAUAGCUGGUGCUACAUUCACAUCACCUGCAGUUGGAGUUGAAUCUUCUCAUCCAAUUUUGGAGGUACUGGCUCCAAUACUAUCAUUUUUGCUGCCAAGAUUUCCAUGUAAUGCUGCAUACAAGAAAGGUUUGCCAGUUUCUCGAGACCCAGAGGCGGUUAUCGCGAAAUAUACAGACCCGUUAGUAUGCACUGGAUCGCUUAGAAUACGAACUGGGUACGAGAUUCUUCGAAUUACAGGUUGCUUGCAACGAAACCUAAGAAAAUUGAGAGUUCCAUUUCUUGUUCUACACGGCACUUGUGAUUCUGUGACCGAUCCUACUGCUUCACAAAAACUAUAUGAAGAAGCUUCUUCAAAUGACAAAAGUAUCAAAUUGUAUGAAGGAUUCUCACAUGAUUUACUCUUUGAACCAGAAAAAGAGGAUAUCACUAAAGAUCUAAUUCAAUGGUUCAACAGUAGAGUGUGAAGUUAGUUUUGAAAAUACAUUAUCCGACCCAACUCUGACCAUACCAAGUACCAAGAAGUGUGAAAUUAGUUAAAGCACUGAGAAAAAAUGGUGUCGAGUUUUCUACCAAAGAAAAUGUUGAAGAGCCAGCAUUUCUCCAUUGGCUGUAUAUAAGAGACAAUGUAGUUAAAGCAAUGUACUUCUGAGACAUUUUUGUUUUGCUCAAAACUAUAGCAUAAUUUGUAUCCAUUUAGUUAGCCAAUAUAUUUCUUGUUAUCCUCAA
This is a messenger RNA of Lathyrus oleraceus (garden pea), 1797 nucleotides long. RefSeq lists its product as uncharacterized. NCBI's taxonomy places the organism in Eukaryota, Viridiplantae, Streptophyta, Magnoliopsida, Fabales, Fabaceae. The record is from RefSeq and is a predicted model, not a curated record. The coding region runs from base 363 to 1535 and encodes 390 amino acids. The transcript is spliced from 6 exons.